AUGUCGUGUUCUGUAGUCUAUGCCUUUGGUUCCGAUGAGAAAGGCCAGUUCAGCAAUGGAACGGCUGGGGAGGGUAUCAAGACUGGAAACAAGACGACGUUCGAUAUCAUUUACGAACCCUACUUGGUGAAAGAUUUCAGUGCUGAGACGAUUACGCAGCUGUCGUCAAGUCAGAAGCAUUUGAUUGCGCUGGACAAGAAGGGGUCCGGAUACAACGGCUACUGUCAUCUCGGUCUAGGCAAUCAGGUCGAUGCGCUCCAACCCAAGCAGGUGCCUCAAUUCACUGGAGUGAACACAGGUGUACUCAUCGUGGGGGCCAGUAACUCAGUCAUCGUGGAUAAGGGCAGAAUGUACUGGAUGACCGGCGUGUGGAAGAACUCUGGAGAUGGGUCAUCAGACUCACCGUAUAGCAGCUUCCAGUACGUGCCUGACAUCAUGGGCUGCAAAAUCACUGCUGCCGCCGCUUCUGGAGGUGUGACACAUUGGGCUCUAACACCAGACGAUGAGGAUGAGGGUGAACUCGGUCCGGGACCAUCUGAACCCAAAUCAGCAACGAAACCUAUCAAACAUCAACUGUUGGCCGGUUUCGACCUGCUGUCAGUCACUCCUGGACAGAAUACGACGCUUUUCCUCAUUCGACCAUCGGACAAGAUGAGCGAGCUACCACGACAUCCUGUCGAGGUUGAAGUGAGUGACGCCUGCAUUAUAUGUCGCAAGGAGGAGGAGGCGCUAGAGUGUGAUAAGUGCAAUAACCGUACCAUCUAUCGUUCCUCACCCCACCUUGGAUGA
This is a messenger RNA of Desarmillaria tabescens, 789 nucleotides long. RefSeq names its product regulator of chromosome condensation 1/beta-lactamase-inhibitor protein II. NCBI's taxonomy places the organism in Eukaryota, Fungi, Basidiomycota, Agaricomycetes, Agaricales, Physalacriaceae. The coding region runs from base 1 to 789 and encodes 262 amino acids. Gene Ontology annotation, biological process: negative regulation of GTPase activity. Gene Ontology annotation, cellular component: membrane. Gene Ontology annotation, molecular function: small GTPase binding. The transcript is spliced from 5 exons. The record is from RefSeq and is a predicted model, not a curated record.